AUGAAAUCAAAAUAGAACUUUUUGGCCACAAUGUGCAAAGGUAUGUUUGGAGAAAAAAGGGUGCCAAAUUCCAGGAAAAGAACACCUCUCCAACUCUGAAGCAUGGGUGUGGAUCGAUCCAGCUUUGGGGUUGUGUUGCAGCCAGUGGCACAGGGCACAUUUCAUUGGUCGAGGGAAGCAUGGAUUUGAAUAAAUACCAGCAAAUUCUGGAAGCAAACAUCACACCAUCUGUAAAAAAGUUGAAGUUAAAAAAAGGAUGGGUCCUACAGUAAGACAAUGAUCCAAAACACACCUCAAAAUCUACAAUGGAAUACCUCAAGAGGCACAAGCUGAAGGUUUUGCCCUGGCCCUCACAGUCCCCUGACCUAAACAUCAUUGAAAAUCUGUGGAUAGAGCUCAGAAGAGCAGUGCAUGCAAGACAGCCCAAAAAACUUGUAGAACUGGAAGCCUUUUGCAAGGACGAAUGUGUGAAAAUCCCCCAGGCGGGAUGACUAAUGUAAGUACCGAUUAAUAAAAUGGUGGACGUGACGGAUGUCUCUGAAACUGGAACAAAAAAGGUUUCCGAAGCAGGAGCAGGGACUAUUUGAAGGAGAGGGCAGGUUUUGAGGGACAUCAUCAUAUAAUAUAAUCUCAUCUCAUCAUCUCUAGCCGCUUUAUCAUGCCCGGAUCACUGCACAGGCUUCAUAUGGCUUCAGCCUAGGGGCCCCCUGCCUCGCAGGGGGGCCCCCAAUUGGUCAAAAGAAAAGAAAAAAACCUUCAUAUUCAUUGGCUCAAAAUGAAUAUUUAAAUAAACGGACGCUGAAUGGGUGAGGCAAAUCCGCCUUCCAUAUAUAAACGUGAGACGUCACGCACGACGUCACUCCACAGUUGAACAGUGAACAUGUGUGACAGAAAAUACGAGAGCGAUGCUCAAAAGCACAAGGCGCAACAGCAAAAAGCCCAACGUGACAAAGCUCUAUUGAGCAAUAUACCAAAACUAACAGGGUUUUUUAAACCUAAUGAAACCCAACUGGCAAGUGCAAGUCAUCAUGACACUAGCGUAGCAAACGUUAUGUUAGCUGCAGCUGCACCCAGUAGUACUACUAGCUCUGGUGAGGGUGAAGGACCAUCUCUUUCAGACCCCGUCCCAUUUGUGGAUGAAUGUGCCACUGCCACUAGUUUCACAAACAACUUAUCACAACUUGUGCAAUUGACAGUUGCAUAAGUUGUGAUAAGUUGUUGUCAAUCUAAACCUUAUAGUUUUUGGUGUUCUGUUUUUGCUGGCCCAGCUGUACAAAGUUUAAUAAUGAAAAAAAAAACUUUAAAAUGUAGAAAAUAGACCGUUCUUUACAGGUAGAUGGGAUAAGAUGGUGGUGGCUGGGGGGGGGCUACAGCAACUUGUAGCCUAGGGGCCCCUGGCCAUGUUAAUCCGGCCCUGCGCUUUAUCCUUCUACAGGGUCGCAGGCAAGCUGGAGCCUAUCCCAGCUGACUACGGGCGAAAGGCGGGGUACACCCUGGACAAGUCGCCGGAUCAUCACAGGGCUGACACAUAGACACAGACAACCAUUCACACUCACAUUCACACCUACGGUCAAUUUAGAGUCACCAGUUAACCUAACCUGCAUGUCUCUGGACUGUGGGGGAAACCGGAGCACCCGGAGGAAACCCACGCAGACACGGGGAGAACAUGCAAACUCCACACAGAAAGGCCCUCGCCGGCCACGGGGCUCGAACCCGGACCUUCUUGCUGUGAGGCGACAGCGCUAACCACUACACCACAGUGCUGCCCCAUAUAAUGUGAAAUGAAUAAACAGGCUACUGCUCUCAAACUGAAAGACAACACUCUUGAGUAAAGAUGGGGGAAACUCCUUAGUUGUUUGUUUUUCUGACUUUUACUGCACGUGUCUCUGGGCUAUAUUCAAUACAGUGUUUAAUAAUGAUGUGUAGUCUGUUAUUUAAACUGGCUGGCUUCUGUUUUUCAGGCCUGUUGACUCUGCUUUGAAAUGCUCGGCUUCAAGUAAUCAGAGUUUUAUGGUGAUAUAUCAGUAACGUGGAAAGAACCUGAAAACCAGUCAAUCAAUCAAUCAGUGUGUAGGGGGUGGGGUUCUGUGUUGUUAAUCACACGUGCACAAACAUUUCUGUCUCAUCGCACUACUAAUAUAACAACAAAAAUGUGUCAUUUUUAACACUCGGGAUAAAAUAUGUUGUUGUUUACUGUUGUAAACUCGUGAUUUGUCAUGUUUUCUUUCACAUGACUGCUUGUUCUUGCUCGAGUGAAUGCCCCGCCUACAGACAGACUGACAAAUCGCAUGAAGAGGGAGGAGGAGUCAACAGAGAGGUGCUGUUCUACAGAAAUAGAAACUACACAAAAAUAUCUGAAUUUCAGUCUGCUGGAUUGGGACACCUUUACUGCUCAACUCACUGCAUUAACCCACACUGGAAGUAGCAGAUCUACACCGACAACACAACUGACUUCUGCUCACAAAUGGAAAAGUAUAACAUGGAUCCCAGUCUUUUAAAUCAGCAAAUCAAAGUGAUGAGCUGCGUAAGAAGAUAUGUCUAAUACUGGACAUGACUCGGAAUACCCAGAAAAGGACUGGCUUCGAUGGAAUACAAGUUUGCUGUAUGUGCUAACAAAUGAAUUGAAGGGGGAAAAGCACUGGGACAUAUGAAGUGUGCAGAGGAAACGUUUCUUUAUUCCAAGAAAAUGACUGAAUUCAACAGAACUUUAAAGAUGGAAUUCAGUUUGGUGCAUACAUUGUUUAUUGCUGCUACAUUACUCUUGAACAUUGAACUGUGUUUUUGCACUUGCGCCCGAGCUGAAUAUGAGAUAAAUGGAGAAUGUUGCCCCAUGUGUGCACCUGGGUUGCAGGAGAGCCAAUCCCAGCUGAAUUUGGGCAAGAGGCUGGGCACACACUGAGCCGGUCGCCAGUCUAUCGCAGGGCUAGAGAGACAGACACACAUUCAAUGGGUACUUAUGGGCAAUUUAGCCAGUUGACCUAAUCCGCAUGUGUUUGGACUGUGGGAGGAAACCAAUGCAGGCACGGGGAGAACGUGGAAACUCUGCACGAAAAGGCCCUGGAUCAAACCCGGAACCUUCUUUCUCCAGGGCAACAGUGCUAAGCACUGCACCACCAUGCUGUUCCAUACGUGGUUAUUUCAACAUAAAUAGCAAAGAGACAGAUUUAUUUCAGCUUUUAUUUACUAUAUCGGAUUUUCACUGGGUUGAAUAUGCACUUUCUUUGUGGUUGGUGGCAUUCCAUUUUAAUUGCUUGAACUUAAAUCAAACACUUGGGAUAGCCUUCCACAAGCUUCUCACUAGAGGACAGAUGGACAACUGGAAAACAGAUGCUCACUGGAUAACAGGAUUAUGUGUCAGUACAUCUACAGGAAGCCGUGUUUAUAGACAUUGCACUGAAUUUAUCAGCACGACUUGUGUGCCAUGUGUUGACUUGACUUUCACCUCUGAGCCCAAUGGUCUUCUAAAUUGCCUUAGCUGUACAGUGUGUGAUCCUGGACAGGGCUUAAGAGUAAAGGCAGCCUGCACACAGACUUCAGAUACAGUUUGUGAGCCGCAGGAGGGAUUUUACUGUACUAAUGAUGAAAAGGGCAGCUGUACACAAGCUGUGGAACACACAAAAUGCAGCCCUGGACAAUACAUAAGGCAGAAAGGAACAGCAAGUAAAGAUGCUGAAUGUGCCGGAUGUAAAAAUGGCACCUACUCUGAUGGCUCACUUGAAAUGUGCAAACAACAUACAAAGUGUGAAGAUUUGGGACUUAUAGAAAUAAAACCAGGAACAACAACAUCUGAUGUCAAGUGUGGACAAAAAGUUCAAGUGGCUCUUAUAGUCAUAAUCAUAGUUUGCAUUGUUGUGGUUCUUACACUAGUAGGAUUAUAUCUCAGAAUGAAAUGCAAGUGUAACCGAAAUAUAGUUAGGAAUCCUGAGACAGAAACAGAUCCAGAUGAAAAUGAAACACCCGUCCAAACACCCACCUCAGAAACAUGUUUUCUACCACAAAGCAGUAAAAUGAUUAAAAGUACACAACCCAUAUGGACUAUAUGAAUGGAGUCUCUUCAUGUCCUGUUUUAUCACCCAGACCAGAAGAUCAGGACACAAUCACAUCUGUGUCAGAAUUUAAUUCCCUGUCCUCACUGGGGAUCAAGAAAAGACAGUUAUAAUAAAGAAGAAAGAUUAAAUGCAAAGGCCUGCCUGUGGGGACUAUGGUGGAUUUGUGAACGUUACAUCCCUGCUGGAUGUCACUACAUUCACCUGAAACACAGAGCUGGGAUCCCAGACAGAGGCUUCAUCACCCCGGAGUGCUGCAUAGUAAUUUCUUCAUUGAGUUAUCACAAAGAAGAUAGCAUUUUCAUUAAAGCCAUGAGUAUGACUCAACCUGCAUCCCUCAAGAAACAAGGAAGACAGACAUGGACUAAGACUCCAUCCAUCCAUCCAUCCAUCCAUCCAUUAUCCGUAACCGCUUAUCCUGUGCAGGGUUGCAGGCAAGCUGGAGCCUAUCCCAGCUGACCCUGGACAAGUCGCCAGGUCAUCACAGGACUGACAUAUAGAGACAAACAACCAUUCACACCUACCGGUAUGGUCAAUUUAGAGCCACCAGUUAACCUAACCUGCAUUUCUUUGGACUGUGGGGGAAAUCAGAGCACCCCGAGGAAACCCAUGCAGACACUGGGAGAACAUGCAAACUCCACACAGAAAGACCCCUGUUGGCCACUGGGCUCGAACCCAAAACCUUCUUGCUGUGAGGCGAUAGUGCUAACCACUACACCACCGUGCCGCCCGGAUUAAGACUCUUCAGAAUAUAAUAAAUUGGCUUGACUUAAAAAAAAAAGUAUGCAAACUCAUUGCAUCAGAAAAUCUAAGUAAAGUAAACUUAAGAUGGGGAGUUAAAAUAACUUACAUAUUAUACAGUAAGUGUGCAAUACUUAAAAUAACUUGUUUACUGUGAAUGUGCAAUAAUUAAGUUGUAAAACUUAAAGUUUAUAAAUAAAUUUUAAGUUCAUGAAGCAUAACAGACAUGAUUUAUGAUAACUCAAUUUUGAUACAGUUGUCCUAUAAAACCUGAGUUAGGUUCACUCAUUAUUUCUUAUUAAGUCCAUUGUUAAUAUUUACAGUGUGUAUUGCCACCAAAGUGGUAGAAUAAUCUCUUGUUGUCUGAUCAGAAUAGUCACUUCCUGUCUGACUCACUUUUUCACUAAUCACUGUCUCAAGAACUAAAUCUUCACUAUGACUUAAAAAUGCUUACAAAUAAUGAUUGUAUAACACCACUACUAAUUUCUCUCUAUCAGGGUUUGUCUUUCUAUCAGGGUUUAUCAUGGUGUUGAUCCCCAAAUCUUUAACCCAGCCACAUAUAAAAUGUUGUACACCUCCAUGCUCUUCCAGGUUUUUAUCUGUUUGUUCAUGUAGAACGAUGUCUGCAGCAUCAGGUAGUUUAUGAUGUCAAGGAACUCAAUGGACAGAUAAUUUUCCAACUCAUAGGAAAAAUCCUUCUUUGUUAAUGUGUAAAGAUUUAUCCCAUUGCAAAGAGCAAAUUUCUGAAGGUAUCUUGACCGUGUUUUGGCCUCUAAACUGCAAAAGUAGUCGGAGAAGGUUUCACUAGCUCUUUGCAUAACGACAGUUUACCUCACCAGCACUUCAUUCACCAGAAGUAAUCUCGCAAGCAAAAGUCACGUGACUGACUACAAACUAUACUUGCUGAACUCUGGACUUAUUUCUGGUGUGAGGAAACCCUCAAGAACAAAAUGUUCUAGUGCAGUUAACUCUGGGGCAGAGUUAAACUUAUUAUUAUUUUUAAAAUGAUAUAUUUUCUAAAAAUAUAUGAUGCCAAAGUUAUUAACAUUCCUAAGGAAUAUUCGAAAUAAAUGUCAGCAAACUGCCAUUCUUGGACUUGAUAUUACUUCCAUUUUCCUCCCAGUUUCUGGGAAAUCACUGCACUUAACAAUGUCCUGAUUGACCUGGAGAUAAAUAUGAGGUUGCACACGUGUAAAAUCCCUUUGUCAUCCCUUACCAUGGGAAAAACCAGUGAACUUUCAGCAGAAAAGGGACAGACAGUUGUUGACCUGCACAAAUCAGAAAUGUAAAAAAUAAGUAACUAAAAUCCCAUUGAGCAUGACUACAGCGAUGACAAAAAAAGAAUUAUGCAUGUCUAAAACAGUUGGAAAAUCACCAGGAACUGGGCCCAUGAGCUUUUUGUAGGUGUUCAAGAAAGCCCUUCUUGAGACUAAUUUUAGAGUAAAAUGCAGAACCUGAACUUCACCCGUCAUUAUACACCUACAGUCGGCAUUGUGGGUUGUGAUCAUGAAAUCAAUCUCAAUUCCUGUUCAUACACAAUAUCAUCAUGUUUGGUCACAAAAAGGAACUACAUACAAGCAAAAGCACCUGAUAUUCCACUGUAAAAUAUGAAGUGAUGCUUUGGGGCUAUUUUGUGGCUGGUGAUUCAGGGUCUCUCCUGAAAUAUCAAGAUAUUUCAGCUCAAACUUUCCUUACCUCUGCCAGGAGGUUCAACCUUGGCUAUAAACAGAGCUUUCAAUAAUACGAUGAGCCAAACAGACUUUAGACUCAGUUUCUCAAUUCAAAUCCUCCUCAUAUCCUGAGUAACGAAGUCCACAUCAGAAUAUAAAAGAUCGUAAAAUGUUGCCUGCAUGGAGGAGUGGACCAAGAUUCCUCUUCAGAUGGCACUUACUGGACAUUACAAGAAAAAACACAGUGGUGGUAUUCUCUCCAGGGCAGGUGUAAAAAAAAAAAAAUCAUUAAAAAUAAGUAAAUUAUUCAGGGAUUUGGCUGUUUUCUUCGUAAGAUUUUGUAGAAAUAAUGAACAUCUUUGUGCUUGAUAAAAAGUUUGCAUAAAACUAUACCCUAGGGUGCAUCAGUUGCCCUCACUUUCAUAAAAUCCGAUGCAUUUUUGUUUGGGUGUUCCUUUUCACCAAUAAAGACAUCCUGUAAAAUUUUUUGACCAUAUUCAAAAGUCUAAUGGUGGCACCAUGAGGUUCAUUUUUUCCAAAAAACGCUUAUUUUAUGUUUUCCCGUAAGGUUUGAAUCACAAUGUUGGACUCCAUUUAUUGAUUUCUUGUGACCCAGAGAUCGUGUUAAGAACCUUUGCAAGGGAUUGAGAAGCAUUAAUGUGAUUCAUAAUACAUUUGUAUUGUUUAAAAGUAGUUGAACAAUGAUUCAGUGAACAGCUAAAACUCAAACUGUGCUUGAUAAUAUAUUUAGAAUAUGUACUAAAAAUGUGUAUCUAAGAUAUUUGGUAUACUCUAUAAGGUGCCAUAAUGUUUCAUGAAAAGUGAUCGAAAUAUAACAGCUUUUUCCAUAACUUUGAGCUCCUGGUGCCACCAUUAAACUUUUGAAUUUUGUCAAAAUAUUUCACCCAGUGUGUUUUCUUACCAAAAGGAACAUAAAAACAAAAAUGCAUCAUGAUCGGAGGAACUUUUCAUUUUUAGGGGGCAACUGAUGCACCCUACUAUACCCUUGUAAAUGUCACUUGUUUUAUAAAUUGUAAAUGUAUUAUUGAUGUGAAAUUAACUAAUAUAACUAAUAUAACAAAUUUUUUAGUUAUUUAUUUAUGCAAAAUAUUUGAUUGUGUAGGCAAAGUAAUAUCGACUGUAAACUGUGUGUAUGUGUCAGAAAGAUAGUGAGUGAAUGUAUGAAUAAAUAAAUAUAUGGAUAUUAUACAUGCUUAUA
Molecule: messenger RNA, 7676 nt
Organism: Neoarius graeffei (lesser salmon catfish)
Lineage: Eukaryota; Metazoa; Chordata; Actinopteri; Siluriformes; Ariidae
Product: tumor necrosis factor receptor superfamily member 14-like
Exons: 12
Coding region: 2988-4043 (351 amino acids)
Biological process (GO): immune response; positive regulation of cytokine production involved in immune response; defense response to Gram-positive bacterium
Cellular component (GO): membrane; external side of plasma membrane
Molecular function (GO): transmembrane signaling receptor activity; protein binding
Source: RefSeq, a predicted model, not a curated record